Molecule: messenger RNA, 1000 nt
Organism: Aspergillus caelatus
Lineage: Eukaryota; Fungi; Ascomycota; Eurotiomycetes; Eurotiales; Aspergillaceae
Gene: alg13
Product: N-acetylglucosaminyldiphosphodolichol N-acetylglucosaminyltransferase catalytic subunit ALG13
Exons: 3
Coding region: 152-766 (204 amino acids)
Biological process (GO): dolichol-linked oligosaccharide biosynthetic process
Cellular component (GO): extrinsic component of endoplasmic reticulum membrane; UDP-N-acetylglucosamine transferase complex
Molecular function (GO): hexosyltransferase activity
Source: RefSeq, a predicted model, not a curated record
AGCAUUAUCAAUACAGUUGCGCUGAUGCAAUACUCGGACCAGAGUUGAACUGGUCCGGUCGAGAAAGAUUAACAUGCUUCUCCGACCCAGGCAGAUUGUCGUGCAAUACUUUUUGCCAGAGACAGGUCCUUGAAACCUAAAGGCACCAGCCAUGGCUUCGCAAGGCGCGAACCACCCUAUGAAGCUAUGCUUCGUCACGGUGGGAGCCACGGCUUCUUUUCAUUUACUUCUGAAGGCCAUAUUGGACGAUAUAUUUCUAGCUGCUUUGCAUGAAGCCAACUAUACGCAUCUCCUAGUCCAAUACGGGAAGGACAGCCAGGCUCUCUUUGAAGAGCUUCUCAGCAAAUACCCCCCUGGGAGCCCGAGUCGGUACGGUAUCGAGAUCGACGGUUUCGAUUUCAAUCAUGCAGGGCUAGACAGGGAGAUGAGGCUUGCUCAAGCAAGUCCUGACGAAGGUCGAAAUGGGGGGUUGAUUAUUAGUCAUGCAGGAUCGGGCAGUAUCCUGGGCGCACUACGAUUAGGAGUGCCACUUGUGGUUGUUCCCAAUACGACCUUGAAGGAUAACCACCAAGUGGAACUGGCCCGUGAGUUGCAGAAGCAAGGAUAUGUCAUUGCUAGCGGACAUCAGGAGGUGUCUGUUGCUGUAGGGCGCGCAGAGACACUACGAGCUCGCAUGCUGGCUUGGCCGCCUGUCAAUGGAGCAAAUCAGAAACGUCAUCGCACGCUGGAGCAAGUGAUGUCGGAUGAAUUAGGCUUCUUGGAUUAAAUUCAUCCCCCACUGGGGUACCUCUGCUGUGAAGGCAUUGUCUCUGAACCUACUGGUGUAUUUUUGAAGCUUAUAUACUCGUACCUGUGGGCCCCUCAACGAAGUAUACGAUCGGUUCGAGCAGGCUUAGCUGCUGGAAGUGUUGCUUUACAGGUCUUAUAUGCUGCGCAGAUGUCAGCUUUAUAAUUUCCACAAGCAUAAAAUCAAUUGAAAAGACGACCUUAAUACCGAGAA